AUUUUAUACAAGUUAUAAUUGAUAUUAUAUUAUUGUCGAGUUGUCUGGCUAUCUUAUCUAAAAAGAAUGAAAAUAAUAUGUGCUGGGCUUCAAAAAACUGGAACAAAAUCAUUAGCUGAAGCUCUAAGAAUACUCGGAUAUAAUGUUCACGAUAUAUUUGAGCAGUUUUUCUAUGAAAAGGAAUUAUGGGACAAGGUAUUGGAUAACACGGCUACGAUAUCGGAUUACCAAAGAGUAUUAGAAAAUGUUGAUGCGGUUACCGAUUGGCCGGCGUUAGCUGUGUGGGAACAAAUAGUACAGGCCUUUCCAGAUGCAAAAGUGAUUCUAACAGUGAGAUCGAGCGAAGACGAAUGGUAUGAAAGCAUGAAACACCAAUUUUACGUCGUCAACAAAUAUAUCGAAAUCAAUGAAACCCUGUUGGAAAUUUUACUCUUGUUUUCUGGACCAAUGAGGAGAGAAUUUCGACGAUAUGAGAAUGCUUUUAUGCCUGCUUGUUUUGGUGUUCCAAAACCAUAUGGAAGACCAACUGAAGCUUUUUUGAGAUCUCGAUAUCGGCAGCACAAUGCUUAUGUUAAGUCUCACUUUGGAAAUGGUAAACUACUGAUAUAUAACGUGAAGCAAGGAUGGGAACCGCUGUGUCAAUUCCUUAACAUGCAAGUUCCAGAGAAACCUUUUCCCAGGAAAAAUAUCAAAUCUAAACUUGUUCAUGACGUUAUGGAUUGUACAUGGGAACACGAUUGUGGAUUUGGACAAAUUGUUCGUAGACAAAUGAGAAUCCGAUUCGGAGCACUGUUUGUUGUUUUAGUUGCAAUUUUAUCAUAUUUUGUCUACCUCUUAAUCAGUAUGCUGUCAUAAAUGCAAAUUAAAACGA
Styela clava is the source of this 871-nucleotide messenger RNA. RefSeq lists its product as uncharacterized. The record is from RefSeq and is a predicted model, not a curated record. Lineage: Eukaryota; Metazoa; Chordata; Ascidiacea; Stolidobranchia; Styelidae.